Astrephomene gubernaculifera is the source of this 1808-nucleotide messenger RNA. NCBI's taxonomy places the organism in Eukaryota, Viridiplantae, Chlorophyta, Chlorophyceae, Chlamydomonadales, Astrephomenaceae. The record is from the annotation of a GenBank genome assembly.
CACAUCGCGCCAGAUGACUCGAACGACAAGGAUGCCAUCCUAGCUUGACAUAUGUCCCUAAACCCUAGAAAACGACGUCAAUUGCUUGAAUGUGUAUGCUAUGGCAUCCACUCUUUUUGCGCUGUCGCUUAGGCAAAGGCUACACGACAACCAGAGGAUACUUCUGGAGUUAGUCCUCGCGCUCGUUGUUGUCCAGCUGCUAGCACCGACUGUUGUUGCAUCGCGCGCGCUUUCAAGGAGGCUUGGGAACGAUUACGGCGUAUCGGGCUCGUCAAAUUCAGCAUCUGACGUUCGACUGGAGCUAUGCGAGUGCGAGCCAGCUGCGGGUUUUCCACACGGGCUAGGCUGCGAAAAGGAAGGAUGGUUUGUAUCUAACUUUGAAUAUCAAGGUUACUGGAUGGGCGGAAACGCCGUGGUACCGUUAAGUCGCGCAAUUUGCUGUCGACCAUGCCUUCCUGGGGAGCUCCCUAAGCCAGUCCACCUCGGGAACAGCACGGCAAAGCCCUUGGCAGUCGUCUCCAUAGGCUGUCAUGCGUCUACUGGCAAGCAGUUCAGGGCUCUAAACUGCGAGGAAACGGGCAACAGCUUUGUGACAGGCUUCUCCCAGGCGGAACGUGCGAGUUCCGUGUAUCCGCGUGACGAGUACUUUCCGGUGGGGCAGGCGGAGUGCUGCACCCCGGCAGUGCUGCUCUCUUCCGGCGAGGUCUGGCAGCUCAAGCGCUGCGACUGCACCACCAGCUCCACAAAGGACUGCGGCGGCACCAGCACCAACCGCCUGCUGUGGGGCUUCGCGCAGUGGAGGAUCACCAGCGGCGGCGAGUACAUCCCCGUGGCCCCCCUGGAGUGCUGCGGCCUGUGCGUGGGCGCCAAGAUCCCCGACAAGCGCAACUGCGAGGACCUCAACUUCUGCUCCAACAACGGCAUCUGCACGCUGGGCGCCUGCGACUGCUUCGAGGGCUACGGCGGCGCGGACUGUUCGGAGUACGCGGGCGGCGGCGGGGAGGGCGACGGACUGCCCUGGUGGGGCGCGCUGCUGGUGAUGACGGGCAGCGUCAUGUUCGUGAGCGCCUCCUCGAUCGCGUUGAGGUACGCGGUGCAGGUGCUGCGGGCGCAUGCGGCGGGAGAGAGGAGAGGAGGAGGAGGCGGAGCGGGAGCAGGCGGCGCCAGCUCCGCCGACCGCUCCGGUCCGCUGCGGCCGCUGCUGCUGGCCGAUCUAGACGAGGAGGGCAGCGCGGGCAGUCACGACACGGACGAACAAGACCUCUCGGGCUUUGCCGACACAGACAGCUGCGGAGCAGGGGGCGGCGGAGGCGGGGGCGGGAGUGCAGCACUGCGCCCCUUUGGGCGGAGCCAUCCGCCGCACUCCUUGCACCCCUCGGGGCAGUCGGGCAGCGGGGCGGGAGGGAACGGCAGGGGCGGGCGCGGCGGCGGGGGCGGAGGAGGAAGGGGCAGUGGGUUAGCGGCUGUGUCGCCGGUGACGUCAUCGCUUUCGAAUUCCGAGGCGAUUAUAUUCCAGAUGGAUGACGUAUCGCAGCAGACGCCGUCGACGGUUGUACGGAAUCCGGAACCUAUUUCGGAGCAGCCUGAAGCCGAGCACGCGGCUCAGCUUGCGGAGAUGCAGACGGGUGGUCCGCGGGCCCCCUCCGCAGCAGCAGCAGCAGCGCCGCACCUCCCCGCACCUCACACCCGCCUGGGCGCCGCCGUUGCUGCCACCACCGCUGUGUCCAUACCACCAGACGCCGAGGCAGCAGCAGCAGCGGCAGCAGCAGCAGCGGCAGCAGCAGCAGCGGCAGCAGCGGCACCGGAGG